AUGUCGAGCAAGCGCAUCGCCAAGGAACUAACCGAAGUCACCACGACCCCUCCCACGGGCAUGACAAUCACCCUCGCCCGCGACUCCGACCUCCACGCCUGGCACGUCUCCCUCACCGGCCCCGAAAACACCCCCUACGCAGGCGGCACCUUUGCCGUCCUCGUCGACCUCCCUAAGGACUACCCCUUCAAGGCCCCCGUCGUCAAGUUCGCCACCCGCAUCUACCACCCCAACAUCACAAACGACGCCAACGGCAACAUCUGCCUCGGCAUGCUCAAAUCCGAAAACUGGAAGCCCGCCACCAAGCUCGCCGCCGUCCUCGAGGCCGUCCGCUCCCUCCUCGUUGAACCCCUGCCCGACGACCCCCUCGAGGCCCGCAUCGCCGACGAGUUCAAGAAUAACCGCCCCGAGUUUGAGAAGAAUGCAAAGCAGUACGUCACGCGCUACGCAAAGGGCCCGGCUAGCUUUGCCGCCUCUGAAGCGCCUGCCAAAUGA
Colletotrichum paranaense is the source of this 495-nucleotide messenger RNA. Its product is annotated as ubiquitin-conjugating enzyme. The record is from RefSeq and is a predicted model, not a curated record. The coding region runs from base 1 to 495 and encodes 164 amino acids. Lineage: Eukaryota; Fungi; Ascomycota; Sordariomycetes; Glomerellales; Glomerellaceae. The transcript has 2 exons.